UAACCCAAGCAUUCAAAUAUCGUGUUUGCUUUAGUUUAGCUUCUACGGUAAAUUUAUCUGGUUUGAAUUUUCUACAUUUUCAGAAAAUGAACAAGGUAUACUUGGUGGCCAUCUUGGUUCUCUCAGUGCUUCUGGUGGCAAAUGUAUCUCCAGUAGAAGGAAUACCUACAGGAGGAUGUCCAGUUUCGGAUGCUUUAUGUACGAAAUACUGCAAGAGUAAUAAAUAUGGCAAAAGCGGGAAAUGCUCUGGACCAAAUAAAACAACUUGUAAAUGUUCAGUUUAAUACUGAUUUGAGAUUUUUUCAAAUGAAUAAAAUGUUAUAAAUUCAA
Molecule: messenger RNA, 330 nt
Organism: Centruroides sculpturatus (bark scorpion)
Lineage: Eukaryota; Metazoa; Arthropoda; Arachnida; Scorpiones; Buthidae
Product: toxin KTx8-like
Exons: 2
Coding region: 87-284 (65 amino acids)
Source: RefSeq, a predicted model, not a curated record